AGAGCCAACAGCUUCCUGGAGGAGAUCCGGCAGGGCACGAUCGAGCGGGAGUGCAUGGAGGAGCUCUGCAGCUAUGAGGAGGUCAAGGAGGUGUUCGAGGACAAGGAGAAGACGAUGGAGUUCUGGAAGGGCUACACCAACUCCGUGUACUCCGUCAGGGACCCCCGGCCGGGCUCGGAGCGCUCCGACGCCGUGUACGUGCUGGUGCCUCUCUUGGGAGCGGCUCUCCUCAUCGUCGUCGCCCUGUUCGGCGUGUGGAGGUGCCAGCUGCAGAAGGCCGCCCGCCAGCGCCCGUCCUACGCCCAGCCGCGCUGCCCGCCCAGCCGUGCCGGCCGCAGCCUGCCGCGCCUGGCGCCGCCCCGCCGGCGCUCGCACAGCCAGCCCGAGCCCGGGGGCAGGCCCGGGGGCGCCCCCCAGCCGCACCUCACGCUCUGCCCCCCGCGGCACUCGCUCUCCGUCCUCUCCAGACUGUCGGGUGCCACCCCUCCGCCGUCCUACGAGGAGGCGACGGGGCAGCCCGAGAGCGGCGGCCAGGAGGCCUACAGCGACCCGCCGCCCAAGUACGAGGAGAUCGUGGCUGGUGGCCCUGCCAUGGGCAAAUAG
This is a messenger RNA of Colius striatus (speckled mousebird), 603 nucleotides long. RefSeq names its product proline rich and Gla domain 3 (gene PRRG3). The transcript is spliced from 2 exons. Gene Ontology annotation, molecular function: calcium ion binding. The record is from RefSeq and is a predicted model, not a curated record. NCBI's taxonomy places the organism in Eukaryota, Metazoa, Chordata, Aves, Coliiformes, Coliidae. Bases 55 to 603 code for a protein of 182 amino acids. Gene Ontology annotation, cellular component: extracellular region.